Xyrauchen texanus (razorback sucker) is the source of this 1066-nucleotide messenger RNA. RefSeq names its product DNA polymerase epsilon subunit 4-like. Gene Ontology annotation, cellular component: nucleus; epsilon DNA polymerase complex. Lineage: Eukaryota; Metazoa; Chordata; Actinopteri; Cypriniformes; Catostomidae. The coding region runs from base 232 to 615 and encodes 127 amino acids. The record is from RefSeq and is a predicted model, not a curated record. The transcript is spliced from 4 exons. Gene Ontology annotation, molecular function: protein heterodimerization activity.
GUCUGUUUCCAUUUAAAAUAAAGCAGCAGCGUGUUUAUUCUGUCACUACCGCGCUUUAAUCUGGUGUCCCUUAUAUGACGUCACACUGUGACGUCUAUUCCGCCGUCCCCCAACUCGAGGUUGUGUUUACGGUCAUAUUUGGCGGGAGAAGACUUGACGAGCUGCUUUCGGUUUACAGUGCGAGCUACUCUACUCAGAGAGCCGUGCAUACAGCAGCACUCGCCUGCGUCAAUGGCGGCGGUCGUGCCUGCAGCUCCCGUGGAAUCUGUUCCGGACCGAAGCGGAGCUGAAGACGAGCCAAAAGGUACCGAGCCGGACGAGGAGGGAGGGAAUGCUCAGGCUGGGCCCCCAGCGGGCGCGCAACAGCACCGACUCGCCAAGUUACCGCUGUCCCGCAUUAAGGCCCUGAUGAAAGCUGAUCCGGAUGUGAGUCUGGCGAGUCAGGAGUCCGUUUUCAUAAUAGCCAAAGCCACGGAGCUUUUUGUAGAAAUGAUUGCAAAGGAUGCUCUUGUUUAUGCACAACAAGGAAAGAGAAAAACCCUUCAACGAAAAGACUUGGACAAUGCUAUUGAAGCAAUAGAUGAAUUUGCGUUUUUGGAAGGUACUCUGGAUUGAACAGACAAGCUCCGAUAAAGACUGUCAGCAAGUUCUGAAGGUCCAUUAUUUUCCUCAUCAGUCUGCUUGUGGAAAACAACAAACAGACACACAUGUUGGUUUCAUUGUGAUGUUAGUCUGUUUGGAAGUUGUGUGGUUGUUAUAGUUGCAAAGUGCCAAUUGUAUUUUUUCAAUAUUAUAAGAUUCAUAUAACUGUGUAAUGUUUAAAUAAAGUGAGGCUCUUGUAUACUUUCCUCAAUUAUAUUUUCAUUUGUCUUGCUGAGCCAAACUUUUUACCAUCUGCAUAUUUGUAGCUUAUUUUGACUAAGAACCACUCAUCUAGACAUAAAGACACCAUCUGACUGACUUGUAAAGUGACUAAUAAAGUUUGUUUAACAUGCCAUUGGGUAAAUCUAAUACCCAUCAUAUUAUAAUAGUCUUUGUGGAAAAAGAAACCUAUUAAAAUAAUAGC